AUGGGUGCUGCUGAAUCCGUUCCUGAAAAAUCUAUACAUGAAUUUGUUGUUAAGGAUUGUAGGGGAAAGGAUGUUGAUUUGAGUCUUUAUAAAGGGAAGGUUCUCCUCGUUGUCAAUGUAGCUUCAAAAUGUGGUUUCACAAAUCAACAAUAUCCCCAAUUAACAGAACUUUACAGGAAGUACAAAGAUAAAGGGCUAGAAGUUUUGGCAUUUCCUUGCAAUCAAUUUCUUAAGCAAUCUCCUGGAUCAAGUGAACAACAAAAAAAGUUUGCUUGUGAAAAAUUCAAGGCAGAGUACCCCAUUUUUCAUAAGGUAUGUGUGAACGGACAAAAUGCAGCACCUGUGUUCAGAUUCCUCAAAGCGUCUACCAAAAACAUCCUAUUUGGUAAUCGCAUCAGAUGGAACUUCACGAAAUUCCUCAUUGAUGUUGAUGGGAAAGUUAUUAAACGAUAUGGAACAAUGACAGCCCCUUUAGCAAUGGAGGACUCCAUCAUAGAAGCACUAGAGAGAGCACAUUAUGGUGAAAUUUCUUCGAAAGAGAUGAAUUAA
Beta vulgaris subsp. vulgaris (sugar beet) is the source of this 549-nucleotide messenger RNA. RefSeq names its product probable glutathione peroxidase 4. The coding region runs from base 1 to 549 and encodes 182 amino acids. NCBI's taxonomy places the organism in Eukaryota, Viridiplantae, Streptophyta, Magnoliopsida, Caryophyllales, Amaranthaceae. Gene Ontology annotation, biological process: response to oxidative stress. The transcript has 6 exons. Gene Ontology annotation, molecular function: glutathione peroxidase activity. The record is from RefSeq and is a predicted model, not a curated record.